AUGAUGGAAGAUAUAAAUCGGUCAACUCCAAAAUCAAUAGAAAACACCCGUGAUGUCCAGGGUGUAUUGCAAAGUGAGACAACGCCUAACGUUACGAGUCCAAGAUCACCCGAUUUACAGAUCAAACCUCCAGAUAUUGAAGCGACAAGUGUUCCACCAAUAAAAAAACAAAAACAAUAUGAUCAAAUAACUGAAUCAAAUGAGAGUAUUCCAUACAGAAAUCCGAUAACAUACAGUUACAUGAGAAAAAAGGUUGUGCGAGAAUAUCAAGGUAUGUCCGAUCUGCCACUUGACUACUCUCCGUCCUGUAGUCAUACAAGCCCCGAUACAGGACCAUUGAAAAAGCGUAUUUACCAUCAACCAUUGGGAAAUACUGAAGAUGCUGUGAUAAAACCAAUUGUGGCACAACAACCAACCCUCCCAGACAUUGGAAUCAAAAAGGAAAUCAUUGAAAUUGCUGAAUUUACACCCCCAAGUCCAAGGAAAGACAUCAAGCCAAAAUCAGAAAUGAUACUAGGAUCGCCUUCAUCCUCUAUCAACUCGCCAUCUUCUACAGUGAAUUUACACCAAGUGGGAAGCUCAAGUGCCAGCCCUCAAAGAAUCGGUGAGAACCCAAGAGAACAUUCAACAUUGUUGAAUUACUAUACACAACAAAAAAUGAGUCCUAUGGAUCUUCGUGAUGGAAUACCAAUGACCAAUUCACCGCAGGGUUCAAAACAGUCUCAAUAUCUCUCCCCAGAAAGUUCUAAUACGAUGAACAGCCAAUCAAAUCAACCAGAGAGGAGUCGACUGCAGGAUUUAGAUGAUGCGGUUCAGCGUGCAUCACAGGAAUUGGUCAAAGAGUUCCCAAGUUUUUCAAAAGAUAACCAAGUGAAAAGUAGUUCUGGUGGGGCCGUGCAAUCACAGGCUGACUCUGCGGAAGGGGCAGGUUCCCCUACUGAGGGUGAGGACCAAGAGUCACAUGGACCAAGCCCUAGGUGCCUGGUAUGUGGGGACAAGUCCUCAGGGGUCCAUUAUGGUGUACUAGCCUGUGAAGGUUGUAAGGGUUUUUUCCGGAGAGCCUUACAAGAUAUUGGGGACCCCAGUCGUAAAAAAUGUUAUUAUAACAAGAAUUGUGAAAUCACUGUUCAGACAAGAAAUCGCUGCCAGUAUUGUCGUCUUCAGAAAUGUCUUGCUCUGGGGAUGUCUCGAUCAGCUGCCAAACUUGGUCGCAGGUCACGUAAAAUGCGUGAAAUGAUAAGUGAGGCUGUGCGUACAAUUGAAGACUCCCAAUCUGCUCAGGCAGUCCAUGGUCUCCUUAGCCUCAAGGCGGACUCAACAAAUCCUGGAGAUUUCCCCUCACUUCUUAAAGCAGUUGGUCAGCAGAUGGGAGGAAGUGAAAUGGGGUCUUUGAACGACCGCUUGGGUCAAGGGGAUAUGAAUUACGAUGAGAUUGUUACCACAAAGGCUUUAGCUAGGGCUGCAGCGAAGCCUGGUAGUUUAAAUAACUUGCCUGGAGUGACUGGGAUACCACCGCAUAUCGCGGCGCAGACCCCUCCACAGGUGUUACAGAUGUUGUACCACAUGCAAGAGCAGCAACGGCAACAGAUGAAACAAUUACAGAAUUCCAAUCAAGAAUCUCAUCCGCAUAUGGAUAUACCCCAAGGUUAUACACCCAGAGCACAAGGAUCAUUCCAACAGUCGCAUAAAGAAGAAUACCCUCAAAAUAUGCGCAACUCAUUUGCUCAAAUCUCCUCCAUACAAACAAAGAUGGACACUGGAGGCAUGGUUGGUGUACGCACAAUGCCUCAUACAUCUAAACAUCUCGAUAACCUUGCUCAAGUAUACCCUCACUCUCCCCCAGCCCAUUCAAGGACCCCAACCCCAGCCUCAGAGCAACAUGUGCCUUCACCUAACAACUUAGGCAAUAGAAUGGAUGAUAAUUUUCAUGUGCGUAAUCCCGUAAAAAAGAGGCCUUACCCUCCUCAAUCCCCAAAUAGUCCUGGAUCCCCAAUGAGUAUGAAUAUUGAUGACCAUGAUGUUAGAAAUAGUAACGUUAUUCAUCCAAGAUUGAAUAAUGAAAAUCAGACAGGUUCAGCUGAUUGUUCAGACAAUAUUGGAUCGCUAUUUGAUGUUUCUUCCUCAAGAGCUUCAAAUUUAUCUUCAUCGUCAUCGAUUGAAACUGAUUUUGUAAACCAAAUGUCUGAGGAGGAAAAAAACAUUCACCAAAUGUUGACUGAAAAAAUUACUAAUGCUUUUACGGAAGUUUUUCCUUAUACCUUUGAUAAGGUUUCUGCGAUGAGGGAAGCUUUAAAGAAGCGUCAAAUGGGGACUUCUCCAAUAGAUGCCAUGAUAAACAAGGUUGUUUGUGAUGCAAUAUCAGAAAAUGAUGAUGGAAACAAAAUUAUGAUUCCCACUGCUGCUGGGAUGCCUUUAACGAUGCCAGAUCCGCAAAUGGGUGAGAAAAUGUGGAAAGGAUUCCAAGUUCGACUAAAUGAUGUCAUUAAACAGGUUGUCAGCUUUGCCAAAAAGGUGCCUGGUUUUGUGGAACUUCACACGGAAGACCAGAUUAAUUUGAUCAAAGGAGGCUGUUUCGAGGUUGCAUGUGUAGUUCAUGCUGCUUUCAUAGAUGAAGAGAGUAACAGCAUGUACAUCCUUGGCAACAACAUGGUCGUCACCCGUCAACAACUUAAAGCUGGAUUCAUCCUUGGGGAAAAAUUCAUUGAACUAAUGUUCAAUUUUUCCAUACGUCUGAAUUCCUUCAGAUUAACGAACGCUGAGAUGUCUCUCUUUAGUGCACUUAUGAUCAUAUCCCCAGAUCGGCAGUGUCUAAGGCAGCGACAGAUGAUCCUUAAAGCACAGGAAAGACUUUUGCAGACUUUACAACUUAACAUUCAGCGAAACCAUCCCAAUGAUUAUGGCAUUUUCCCACGCUUGCUUAUGAUGAUGUCAAACAUUCGUGAAUUGAACGUUGAACAUAAACAAAUCUUACAAAGCAUCAUGGAAAAGGGUGGCGAAGUCCCCAUUGCAGCUGAUGAAUUACAUAGUGAAUUGAUGGAUUUAAAUCAGCAGUAGUAUUGUGCACUUAGGCCCCUAUUGUAUUUAUAAUUGGAUAAUGUUGUACUGUAUAUAUAAUAAUGCCAUUGGGGAACAACCGAAGCGACUGUGGUGAUAAUUCACCAUUAAAGCUAUAUAACUGAUUAAAAAGGUCAAUGAACCAUAACACAGCAAAAAAUUUAAUGUUAUUUAACCUGUGGUUAUUAGAUAGAUAUUGAUACACCAGAUAAGCAAGCAAACCACUAAGGAAUUAUAUGAAUGUGUGAAAACAUGCAAUAUCAUAAUAAAUGCCAUAUUUCAAACGAAGAGAAAUUGAAGAGAUAUUAUUGAUGUUGUAAAAUAUAUCUGUGCAGCUUGCUUUGGAAUAAAAUAGUUAAUUAAAGAAUGAAAGAGUAGAAUUUGUAAGGA
This is a messenger RNA of Owenia fusiformis, 3444 nucleotides long. Lineage: Eukaryota; Metazoa; Annelida; Polychaeta; Sabellida; Oweniidae. The record is from the annotation of a GenBank genome assembly.